AUGAACGUGAGUACAUGGACUUUUAAUGGACCAGGGAGCCCUGCGCGUGUGGCCGUGGCCUAGAAAAAUCCCAGGCCAUGCGAUCUUUUCCGGGUGUUUUUGCAUUCGGCGCAAUCCGCAGCAGAUCACGGUCUCCAGAGCGUGGCCUCGGCGACCAAAUGGCGUUUUCAUAAAUUGAGCAGGUUUUCUCGGAUUUUUGUGAUCAAAGGCGAUGAAAAAUGAUUAUUCGACAUGAAAACAUACUAAUUCUCAGAAUUAAUAACGUUUUGGCGCAUUUUUUGCGGAUUUCGCUUUUUCGCCUUCUCAUUUUGCGCUGUCUUGACCGUUUUCCGACAGAAUUGGUUUUGAGAAUGAUAAAUCACGUAGAUACAAGCAUUUUGAGCGCUCGAACCGCGAAAACUACCGAAAAGCACAGCAGCGGAAACGCACCGACAUUCCGGCUCCUUGCAAUGGAGCGCACUUGCACAGUCCCUUCGCUGGCUGCUUUCUUUUGAAAAAAAAAUUCUUCUCACUAUUCAAACGCAAUUUAUGAGCGCAACCAUAUCACUUCGAAAAAAAUUAUAUUGAUCUGAAUAUUAAUAUUAUGAGAAACCGAAAAUUACAACGGACUACAAAAAGAGAAUCGGAUUCACAAUUGAAUAAAGAGAUAUAUUUGACAGAGAGAGAGAGAAAGAGAAGCAACUGAAAUUCACGCAGUUUUACUCAAAAACCUUCAAACGGAUAAAUGUGAUGUGCGACUUGACCAAAUUUGACGCUCUUGCGCUUAAAAAAUUCGUAAUAGCCCUAUACAAUCGGUCUAUCGAGAGACAAAUGAGAAAUUAUCGGUUUUUCGUGGCUAAUCUGGCGAAAAACACAAAUUUUGCUGUUAAAAUUUGAAUUUCGCGCCAAUGUAUCGCUCUAUUUGGCGGGGCGCACUUGUGCCCAUUGUAAGCUCUGGAGACCGUGGCGCAGAUGUUGUCAAACAUUCACACAAAUCAGCAGUCAUGCAAGAGCAUCAGACUGCCAACAGGGAAGAGUUUUCGCGCCAGAGUUUUCUAGUCCACGGCCAAAACUUUUAACUGCGCUUCCAUUACCCGGACGCCAUUUUUUGCAUUCAAUCUUUCAUUCUUUCCAGACCCUUCUCAUCCUGCUCGUCCUCUCGCCCGCAAUUCUGGCGAAACCGCAAUCGAUCGAGAUCAGAGGACGUCUUUUGUGCCGCGAAAAGCCGGUGCAGUACGCCGAACUGCUACUCUACGACUAUUCGAGUUUUGGUCAGUUUUCGGGCGAUAAUUUUAGCACUUUCACGGGUUCUCACCUUGCCAGACACGCAAAGUUGGUACGCGUGGCAAAAACAACAAUAUCCAUCGUUUAGGCCCGGACUUCAUUCUGGCGCGUGACGUGUUCGCCGACGCCGGCGGCUACUUUGUGAUCCGCGGAUCGACGGAAGUCGCGUACGAUAUGCGCGGCAAGCUCCAAGUGAUGCACCAAUGUUUCGCCAAGCCCGAAGAAAAAUACGAUCCGUGCGUGCGGAAGUUUGUCGUCGACGUGCCGGCGGCGUUGGUGACGGACGGAGUGUUCCCGCGCACGUGGCACAUGUCCGACAUUCGGCUCGAGGAUGUUGGCGAUCAGUGGACCGAGUGUCCGUGA
Messenger RNA from Caenorhabditis sp. 36 PRJEB53466, 1626 nucleotides. Lineage: Eukaryota; Metazoa; Nematoda; Chromadorea; Rhabditida; Rhabditidae. The record is from the annotation of a GenBank genome assembly.